AUAUAACGUCUUGUAACGAUAGUGAUUCAGUUUUACGCGAUCGCUUGCAACAAAAUGAUGGAUCGAGGCGGGGUGAGACAGUAAGGGAAGAAAGUGAAGUGACGGCGAUUGUGCAAUCGGUGACGGCGCAGUAAUCAACAGACAAUUAACUGGACAUUAUGAUGUUUAAAAUGAGAUUAAGGUGUCAAACGUUAGUGGUGUUAUGCUACGUGGUGCUGACGGCAGCUGACCGCAGGAAUGAUUUAGCGAAACUCCUAUCGUUGAGUGCAUCGAACGGUGAUCGUCCAGCGGUCAAUGUAAACGCGUCUGAUAUACCGUCGAGCUAUAGCAGCCCAUACGUAUCGGCUAGGACGUCGAGAAGUCCUCCUGAAUUUCAGAAGUAUGCAUUCCGACCGCGCGCUUUAAAUGCAGAGAAAGCUGUGUAUUACGCGAAGGACAACUUGAAUAUGAACACCUAUAAAUCUGAAAUACUUUUCCCUGGUAAUUAUAUCGCAAUUGCCAAAGAGAAAAGUAGUGAGGAUCGUGCCAAUGAUGCUGCAGUUUCAGGUCGAUUUCAACCGCAAACGAUACCUCUCACGAGGGACCCCGGGUUCGAAGCUAGGUCAUUGGAUGAUGAUGAUGAUGAUGAAGAAAAUGAGAAACCGGAAGAAUUCUCUGCGCUGUCCGCGACGAGAAGAUCGUUGUCAUACAUCUUCGGUGGUGGUGAAGCGGAGGCCGAGGAAGACGAGGAAGAAGAUGAAGUCGAAGACGAAGACCAUCUAGACGGUGAAUUCAAAGGAAAGCACAAGAAGAAGAAGAGUAAACUGAAGUAUAAGAAGCGAUACUCCAAAUACAUGAUGCCCCUACUCAUGGCCUACAAAUUGAAGUACCUAGCAAUAGUACCAGUCAUGAUCGGAGGUCUGGUGUUACUGGUAGGGGCUACCGGCUUAGCCGGGUUCUUCUUCGCGCUGUUUGCAGCGACGAUGGCCCUACAAAAGGGCGGAUAUUAAUAGAAUAAUAAAGUCGACGUUCUCGAGGCCAUCUUUAUGUUAACAAAUCAAUACUUUGCCCGCUGUUUUCAGUUCUGUUUGUCGUCUAUUUUCCCAUUUUUGAUAGUAAUGAAUCGUAUCUGUCUUGAUACGUUUCCCAUUGCAUUAGGGCAUUUUAUGUCAUUAUUGUCACUGUCUCUGAUUUCAAUACAAAUGUUCGCGAUUAUAUCGCCAUUGUAAAUAAUUUUGUUAAGGCGUAAUUUAAGUUAUUUAUUGAAUAAUUUUUGUAACUUUGUAUUAUUGCGUAUUAGUUUAUUUAUGUAGUUACCAUUAAAUAUUGUUCACUGA
Messenger RNA from Zerene cesonia (dogface butterfly), 1316 nucleotides. RefSeq lists its product as uncharacterized. The record is from RefSeq and is a predicted model, not a curated record. Bases 159 to 989 code for a protein of 276 amino acids. Lineage: Eukaryota; Metazoa; Arthropoda; Insecta; Lepidoptera; Pieridae. The transcript is spliced from 2 exons.